Messenger RNA from Cyprinodon variegatus (sheepshead minnow), 401 nucleotides. RefSeq names its product activator of 90 kDa heat shock protein ATPase homolog 1-like. The transcript has 2 exons. Bases 99 to 377 code for a protein of 92 amino acids. Gene Ontology annotation, cellular component: cytosol. NCBI's taxonomy places the organism in Eukaryota, Metazoa, Chordata, Actinopteri, Cyprinodontiformes, Cyprinodontidae. Gene Ontology annotation, biological process: positive regulation of ATP-dependent activity; protein folding. The record is from RefSeq and is a predicted model, not a curated record. Gene Ontology annotation, molecular function: ATPase activator activity; protein-folding chaperone binding.
CCGCUGUGCAGCAGGAUUAUGUUUCAGAGGAUUCCCAGAUUCAGUCGCUGCGGCUGUUUCAGACUCCCAGGAUCUUCAGUCCGUACGGCUGAUCCGCCAUGGCCAGAUGGGGGGAAGGAGAUCCUCGCUGGAUCGUAGAGGAGAGAGCUGAUGCCACCAACGUCAACAACUGGCACUGGACGGAGCGAGAUGUCUCCGCCUGGUCGUCUGAGCGUCUCCGUCAGCUGCUGCUCAGCGUGCGGGUGGAGGGACCAGAGGGGGUCUGUGAGGUCACAGACGUCAGCAAGCUGGACGGAGAAGCCUCCAUCAACAACCGCAAAGGAAAACUCUUCUUCUUCUACGAGUUUCAGCUGAGGGCCAACUGGCUAGGUCUGUGAUGUCAUCAUCAUCAUCAUCAUCAU